Molecule: messenger RNA, 972 nt
Organism: Symbiodinium necroappetens
Lineage: Eukaryota; Dinophyceae; Suessiales; Symbiodiniaceae
Source: the annotation of a GenBank genome assembly
AUGCUUAUUGCUGCAUGGGUGGCGAUACUUCUUGCUGGGAUACUUCCGAGUUUGUCGUUGCCUGAGAUUUUGCAAUGUCAGGGCAGUUGGCGUCGCUUUCGCGGUCGUCUCUAUCGAGUUUCGAGUGCCCCGGUAGCCUCGAACAGGGAGGUGGCCGUGGUUCUGGGGGAUGUUGCCCUUCUUGUGGAAGACUUCAAGGAAGAGCUGGGAGAGGAGGAAGAUUGCCCUCUUGGCCAGGUGGCCUUGCACCUGGCACAAGCUCUGCCUGCAGGCUCCCCGAGUUUGGGCUUGGGUGAGACAGAGGUCCAAGAGCUGCUGGGCAGGGACUUCCAUGUAUUGCAGGCCUUCGGCUGGAACACAGUCGUACGGUCUGGGUGGCCCGUGUUUCAGCUGCUUUACCUGCUGUACCGAUGUCUGCAGAGCCAUUCCAGGGACGACCCUUGCAUAAACUCUGACGGAUACGCUUGGACAUUGCAGCAAAGACUGCUUCCACGACCAAGCGCGGAGCUAGGCCAGCGAGGCCUGAUGGCAGCAAGCUGGGCUUUCCUUGCUAGUGAGGAGGCCAGGGAGUGCCAGCUAGUGGCGUCGGCUGCCCUUUUAGCCAUGGCUUGGAUUAGACUUCCUGUCUAUGAUGUCGAAAGUGACGGGCUCGUCGGCGUAGCCCAGAAGCAGACCGGUGUUUGGGACCUGCUGACAGCCGCAGCAGGCCACCCAUUGCCACUGGCAGCCGCGCGCCUGUCUGCUGGCUACCAGCUAUCGAUCCAUCUGGGCCAGGCGGAGUCUACCAAGCUUCCAGAACCCGAGGACGCAGAAGAAGCCAAUCGCUGUGUUGUGCGCUUUGCGCGCACCGCAUCUGGGAAGUGUAACUUCUUCGCGCCCAUCAGACAGGCAUUGGAGCCCUGGAGAGCCAGGGGCGGUAUUUACUUGGAGGACCAGAUUCGUGCUUUCCGGCCAACCACAGAUCAGAAGACG